UCAUGCUUGCAUAUAUAGAAAAACUGAAGAAAGGGCAUAUGCGCAUCCCCCACCAGUAAACUCGGCGAGAAUCAGCACAAAUGGGACAUUCAGUUUCACAUAUGGACGUAUUGAAAUCAAUGCAACACUGCCUAACGGUGAUUGGCUAUUCCCCUAUAUUAUGCUUAUGCCCGACAAACUCAAUUGUACUAUGCGCAGUAGAUCUUGAAAAUAACAAUUUAUUCGGCGGCCCUGUAAUAUUACAAGCACGAAAGAAUAAACAACCCAUAAGACACGGAAAACAUGAUUUACAUUAUUUCACUCGUAAUAGCGACAUGGCCACCAAUCGGAAUUUCGACGUAGCUGGUUUUCACAACUUCACCAUGGUAUGGACUUCAAAUGGAGUAAGUUCGUAUAUCGAUGGAAAGCAAUACGGUAUUGCGAUGAACAACGGGGAAUAUGCAGAACCUUAUCAUAUAGUUUUGAGCGUUGGAGCUGGAGGAAACCUUGAAUUUGAGGAUGCGAUAUCCAAACCAUGGCGAAAUGGAGAUAUUGCCGCAUUUGCUUUAUUCCAUCGAAGUUUUCAAGGUUGUUGCGCACGUCAGAGUUACAGAAAGUCAUGCGUUGAGAAUAAAAAAGAAAGAACGUGCAGCAGGGAGUGGGGCCCGCGGGCAACUAUGGUUGUGAAAUCCGUGCGAGUGUAUGCAAUAUAAUAUAAUUAAUAUCAACAAUAUAUGAUUUGAUUAUCUAUUUUGCGCAAAUACUUAAAUAAAAGCGAAUUUCAAUUCUUUGACAAAGUGUU
Zeugodacus cucurbitae (melon fly) is the source of this 781-nucleotide messenger RNA. RefSeq lists its product as uncharacterized. Bases 81 to 692 code for a protein of 203 amino acids. The transcript is spliced from 3 exons. The record is from RefSeq and is a predicted model, not a curated record. Lineage: Eukaryota; Metazoa; Arthropoda; Insecta; Diptera; Tephritidae.